AUUUAUAAUCAAUCAUUAUGGAAAAAAAGUCUUUUAGAGCCAAAAGGAGCAAAAGAUAUGAAGUAACAACUUCUGAGGAAAGAGCUACUAUUAUUGAAAUGAAGAAUAAUGGAGCUACAUGCAAAGAAAUAAGCCUAGUAUUAAAAAAAAACAUUAAAACAAUAUAAUCAAUUAAAUCAAUAGAAAAAAGGUCUGAAUAUGGUGAAUUGAAGAAAGCUUUAAUAUAAUUUGGUUAUGAAUGGGUGAUUUAAAAUAAAAAUUUAGAAGUAAUGAUGUUUCAAAUAAAAAAAUAGAUUGAAAAUAUAAGGAGACUAACUAAAAUUGUGAAUAGAUUAAUUAAAGAAUAAUUAACCUCUAAAUCAUCAGAAUUUCAAAAAUUAAUACCAGAACAUAAGAAAUUAUCAAAUAAAAGAAGAAUAAUUUAAUAAAUUGUGGACUCUAUUGUUUAAAAAGUAUUAAAUAAUAGGCAAGUUUUUGAAACACCUGAUUUAACAAAUUAAUUUAAGAUUAUACCAAAAGAAGAAGAACCAGAUAAUUAAAAUAUAGAGCAGUAGCUUUUAAUCAGAUAAUUUACAAUUUUGUAGAUAAUUAAUUAUGCAUACACCUAAUUUAUGAGAUCAGUCGAUCAAUAAAAUGAUCACAAAAUUUGA
This is a messenger RNA of Paramecium sonneborni, 650 nucleotides long. The record is from the annotation of a GenBank genome assembly. NCBI's taxonomy places the organism in Eukaryota, Ciliophora, Oligohymenophorea, Peniculida, Parameciidae.